CCAGUUGUCGACAAGUUUGACCCGCGGCGGCGGAUCCGGCACCGGCUCUACCGCGACACGACGACGUACCGGAACGGGCACCACUACAAGGACCUCGAGGUUCUCAACCGCGACCUGCGCAAGGUGCUCAUCCUCGACACAGACGACGAGUCCUACGCCAUGCAGCCGUCUCACGGCAUCACGGUGCCGGAGUACAAGCACGCCAACGACCCCGAGAAGAAGGACGACGCGCUGACGAAGCUCGUCCCCUUUCUGCAGUACUGCGCGCUCGCCGGCCUGCCCGACCUGUCCGCCGAGCUGGCGCAGUACGCGGGGAAGGACCUGGCCACCGCCUUC
Emiliania huxleyi CCMP1516 is the source of this 336-nucleotide messenger RNA. Its product is annotated as translocase of inner mitochondrial membrane 50. NCBI's taxonomy places the organism in Eukaryota, Haptophyta, Isochrysidales, Noelaerhabdaceae. The annotation marks the transcript as partial. The record is from RefSeq and is a predicted model, not a curated record. The transcript is spliced from 2 exons. Gene Ontology annotation, molecular function: phosphoprotein phosphatase activity.